AUGGCUAGAGAGCUGGAAGACAGAGCAAUCGUGCACGGAUCUGAUCCAAUGCUUGUGCUCUUGUUGAACAACUUCUCUAAGUUUUUAGAGGAUAUGAGAAAGCUAACGAUGCAACACCGUUCGUUUUCGGCUGAGGACACAUCUUGUGACAAAGAGAACGAGUUUGUUCGACCUAUAGAAAGAGAUGCUUCACAAAAGGAGAUCGAUAAUAGAAAUUCUACAGAAAGGAACGUUGUUGACUUUUCGGUCAACGGCGCCUCUAGUGACACAAAUAGCUGCGAGGAUACGGACAUAACUGAGGACACGCUCAUACCUGAGAAGGAGAACAAGGAAGAAGCAAAUCCAUUAGCGGCAAUGGCCACACGAGAGGAAGAAAUUCGGCGAAUUGAAGAAGCUGCAUAUAAUUUAACAGACAGUGUGGAAAUGCCUCGCGCUUCUGAACCAGCUGUGACGCUUGCUGACGAAGAAAGCUGUGAGUCAUUUCAUUUUGUUAUGCAGCACUAA
Strongylus vulgaris is the source of this 504-nucleotide messenger RNA. Lineage: Eukaryota; Metazoa; Nematoda; Chromadorea; Rhabditida; Strongylidae. The record is from the annotation of a GenBank genome assembly.